Molecule: messenger RNA, 909 nt
Organism: Bradysia coprophila
Lineage: Eukaryota; Metazoa; Arthropoda; Insecta; Diptera; Sciaridae
Product: chymotrypsin-2-like
Biological process (GO): proteolysis
Molecular function (GO): serine-type endopeptidase activity
Source: RefSeq, a predicted model, not a curated record
GCAGAAAUGUUUUUAAAAUUGUUUUUCCUGCACAUUGCCGUGCUUGUUCUGAAUGGUCAAAAUGUUGUUAUAAAUUCCAGAAUCAGCGGGGGACAGCCUGCAACAAAACCAUAUCCAUACCAAGUUUCACUACAAGUGAAUGCAACAGUUUAUGGUCGUAAAGAUAUGGCCAACACAUUUAACGAUUGGGGCCAUUGGUGCGGAGGGUCAAUUAUUACCAAUCGUGUUGUGGUGACUGCAGCGCAUUGCUUGACCGAUUCGGAUGAUUUGCCCAUACCGCAAGAAUUCUACUCAGUAUUUGUUGGAUCACUUAGCUUAAAUGGUAACGGUUUACGCUAUUUUCUCAGUAACAACCGAACUCAUCCAAAGUAUACUGCGAAGGAUCAAAACUACGAUAUCGGAAUCAUUACCGCAGCAACGGAAAUUACCUUUAUUCCGAAAAGAGUUGAACCAAUUGCUUAUACUAAUGUGGAAACUAGCAUCGGUACUGAUUGUGUAGUAACAGGAUGGGGUAAAAUGGGAGGAAAUGCUGACGGUGAAGAUCCAAUUCAUCUUCAAGAACUACAUCAACGUACGUUAAGCGAUUCCGAAUGUCAAUUCAAUUGGGAUGUGACGCAAACGGACAUCUGUGCGUUUUCACGAAUUGAGCAAGGAUUUUGCAAUGGGGAUUCAGGUGGGCCACUUGUCGAUGUACGCAAACAAAUUCUUGUUGGAAUUGUUUCACGAUCGAGAAAAUGCGGUUUUGGUACGCCGGAUAUUUAUGUCAGAGUGUCCUUCUUUUACAGUUGAAUUUUAAGCGAAAUCGGCAGCAAUCUUUAUCUUGGUCCUUGGGCAAAAGGAUACUCCGCAUGUGUAUGCAGCAGAUAGACACUACCGAUAAUACCAGCCCCAUCCAUUAUCGGCUCGCCU